AUGGGUGAAUCACGUCAAGAACUCAUCGCAUGGCUGAACAGCCUCCUCCAGCUCAACAUGACAAAGGUUGAGCAAUGUGGUACAGGGGCUGCUCUUUGCCAGGUGUUCGACAGCAUCUUCGGCGAUAUCCCCAUGGCUCGCGUCAAGUUCAAUGUGAACACCGAAUAUGCCUACAUUCAGAACUUCAAGAUCUUGCAGAACUCGUUUGCCAAGCACCAGGUUGACAAAUCGGUCCCCGUCGAGGCCCUGGUGAAGUGCAAGAUGCAGGACAACCUCGAGUUCCUGCAGUGGACGAAGCGAUUCUGGGACCAAUACUACCCCGGCGGCGACUACGAUGCUGUCAGCCGGCGGAAAGGACAGGGCAUGUCAGCCGGCGGUUCCGGUGCAGCACCGCGGGCCGCGGCCGCCGGCGGAGGGGCACGACGGGCCGUUGGGGGCACGACACCCUCGGGCGGACCUCGCCUGGGUGCCAAGGCAGCCCCGGCCUCGGCGGCGCUGCAGGCGGAGAACACCCAGCUCAAGGAGACGGUGGUGGGCCUCGAGCGCGAGCGCGACUUCUACUUCUCGAAGCUGAGGGACAUAGAGCUUCUCGUUCAGCAGGCAUGCGAGGAAGAUCCCGAGCUGGACAAGGAGGAGGGCUUGAUCAAGAACAUCCAGACCAUCCUGUACUCGACAGAAGAGGGCUUUGAGAUUCCCGAGGGCGAGGGCGAGGAUCAGGAGACGUUUUGA
Molecule: messenger RNA, 729 nt
Organism: Diaporthe amygdali
Lineage: Eukaryota; Fungi; Ascomycota; Sordariomycetes; Diaporthales; Diaporthaceae
Exons: 4
Coding region: 1-729 (242 amino acids)
Biological process (GO): spindle assembly; protein localization to microtubule plus-end; regulation of microtubule polymerization or depolymerization
Cellular component (GO): cytoplasmic microtubule; microtubule plus-end; microtubule organizing center
Molecular function (GO): microtubule plus-end binding
Source: RefSeq, a predicted model, not a curated record